This is a messenger RNA of Pungitius pungitius (ninespine stickleback), 6141 nucleotides long. RefSeq names its product argonaute RISC component 4 (gene ago4). Gene Ontology annotation, biological process: regulatory ncRNA-mediated post-transcriptional gene silencing. The record is from RefSeq and is a predicted model, not a curated record. NCBI's taxonomy places the organism in Eukaryota, Metazoa, Chordata, Actinopteri, Perciformes, Gasterosteidae. The transcript has 19 exons. Bases 190 to 2853 code for a protein of 887 amino acids. Gene Ontology annotation, molecular function: RNA endonuclease activity; single-stranded RNA binding; miRNA binding.
UACAAAUCCCCAGAACGAGCAGCAUCGGUGGUGGCUCAGGUCAGUUAGUUCUGUCGAGCAGCCGUCCACGCAGCUAUCUAUAUUCCUUUUCUUAAAUUAGCCACUUUAAGCUUCGCGAUACCGCCCCCAGUAGCAGCGUCGGUACGGAGCCGCCAGGCCGGGACAGAGACGGAGAGAGAGGCCUUGGCCAUGGAAGCCCUCGGACCGGGCCCGCCCGCCCCUCCCUCUCUGUUCCAGCCUCCGCGGCGUCCCGGCCUCGGCACGGUGGGGAAACCCAUCCGGCUCCUUGCCAACCACUUCCAGGUGCAGAUUCCCAAGAUUGAUGUCUAUCACUAUGAUAUCGACAUCAAACCUGAGAAACGGCCUCGAAGGGUCAACAGGGAAGUGGUGGACACGAUGGUGCGGCACUUCAAGAUGCAGAUCUUUGGAGACCGACAGCCUGGCUACGACGGGAAGAGGAACAUGUACACAGCCCAUCCACUGCCAAUUGGGAGAGAUCGGGUGGACCUGGAGGUGACUCUGCCCGGUGAGGGGAAGGACCAGACGUUCAAGGUGUCUUUGCAGUGGGUAUCUGUGGUCAGUCUUCAGAUGCUGCUGGAAGCCCUGUCUGGUCACCUUAACGAGGUCCCAGAAGAUUCGGUUCAAGCUCUGGAUGUCAUCACACGGCACCUGCCUUCCAUGAGGUACACUCCUGUGGGGCGAUCAUUUUUCUCCCCUCCGGAGGGCUAUUAUCAUCCUCUGGGUGGAGGCAGGGAGGUGUGGUUUGGCUUCCAUCAGUCUGUCCGUCCUGCCAUGUGGAACAUGAUGCUCAACAUCGACGUGUCAGCCACAGCUUUCUACCGCGCUCAGCCUGUGAUCGAGUUCAUGUGUGAGGUGCUGGACAUCCAGAACAUCAACGAACAGACCAAACCACUGACAGAUUCACAGCGCGUCAAAUUCACCAAGGAAAUAAGAGGCUUGAAAGUUGAGGUCACACACUGUGGUCAAAUGAAGAGGAAGUACCGUGUGUGCAACGUGACACGCCGACCUGCCAGUCACCAGACGUUCCCCUUACAACUUGAGAACGGCCAAGCCAUGGAGUGCACAGUCGCACAGUAUUUCAAGCAGAAGUACAAUCUGCAGCUCAAAUAUCCCCAUUUGCCCUGCUUGCAAGUAGGACAAGAACAGAAGCACACCUACCUUCCCCUGGAGGUCUGUAACAUAGUAGCAGGCCAGCGCUGUAUCAAGAAGCUGACGGACAACCAGACAUCCACCAUGAUCAAAGCUACAGCCCGCUCUGCCCCCGACAGACAAGAAGAGAUCAGCCGACUGGUCAAAAGUAACAGCAUGGUCGGUGGCCCGGACCCCUACCUGAAGGAGUUUGGCAUUGUGGUCCACAAUGACAUGACAGAAGUGACAGGGCGUGUGCUCCCGGCGCCCAUGCUGCAGUAUGGGGGCCGGGUGAGUACGGACACCGGACGGGACUGUGGCAGGGGACUCUCUCCGCAGAAUAAAACCGUGGCCACGCCCAACCAGGGCGUGUGGGACAUGAGGGGGAAGCAGUUCUAUGCCGGCAUCGAGAUCAAGGUCUGGGCCGUGGCCUGCUUCGCCCCACAGAAACAGUGUCGAGAGGACCUGCUCAAGAGCUUCACUGACCAGCUGCGAAAGAUUUCCAAGGAUGCAGGGAUGCCCAUUCAAGGCCAGCCAUGUUUCUGUAAAUAUGCCCAAGGAGCCGACAGCGUGGAGCCCAUGUUCAAACACCUCAAAAUGUCUUACGUAGGCCUGCAACUGAUUGUGGUCAUCCUGCCCGGCAAAACACCAGUCUAUGCUGAGGUGAAGCGGGUGGGUGACACCCUCCUUGGCAUGGCAACCCAGUGUGUGCAGGUGAAGAACGUAGUGAAGACGUCCCCUCAGACGCUCUCCAACCUGUGCCUCAAGAUCAACGCCAAGCUGGGAGGCAUCAACAACGUCCUGGUGCCUCAUCAGAGGCCCUCGGUGUUCCAGCAGCCUGUCAUCUUCCUGGGGGCGGACGUCACACAUCCUCCAGCAGGUGAUGGGAAGAAGCCGUCCAUCGCGGCGGUGGUGGGCAGCAUGGACGGCCACCCCAGCCGAUACUGUGCCACGGUGCGAGUCCAGACGUCUAGACAGGACAUAUCACAGUGCCCUACUCCUCCAACCAAUCAAGAGCAACUCUUCAGCCAGGAGGUAAUCCAAGAUUUAACCAAUAUGGUGCGAGAGCUGCUCAUCCAGUUCUACAAGUCCACUCGCUUCAAGCCCACACGCAUCAUCUAUUACCGCGGCGGUGUGUCUGAGGGACAAAUGAAACAGGUGGCUUGGCCGGAGCUGAUAGCCAUCAGGAAGGCCUGCAUCAGUUUGGAGGAGGACUACAGGCCGGGCAUUACCUACAUCGUGGUUCAGAAACGUCACCACACUCGCCUUUUCUGCUCUGACAAAGCUGAGAGGGUGGGGAAGAGUGGUAACGUCCCAGCAGGCACCACGGUGGACAGCACCAUCACACACCCGUCCGAGUUCGACUUCUACCUGUGCAGCCAUGCUGGGAUUCAGGGAACCAGUCGCCCGUCCCACUACCACGUCCUGUGGGACGACAACUGUUUCACUGCUGAUGAACUGCAGCUCCUCACGUACCAGCUGUGCCACACUUACGUCCGCUGCACGCGCUCCGUCUCCAUCCCAGCACCGGCCUACUACGCCAGGCUGGUGGCUUUCCGAGCCCGCUACCACCUGGUGGACAAAGACCAUGACAGUGCUGAAGGAAGCCACGUGUCGGGCCAGAGUAACGGCCGGGAUCCCCAGGCGUUGGCCAAGGCAGUCCAGAUCCACUAUGACACCCAGCACACCAUGUACUUUGCCUGAGUCAGCGGCAUGUCAUCCAGUCCACCUGGGGAUUCCCCUUUUUUCUUUUUAAAUCUCUUGUCUCUAUAUAUAUCUCUCUCCUGGUCCCACGUGUCCCUAUCUCUUUGUUUGUAGUUUUGUCUCCUUCUCUUCACACUCACUGUACAAUUUCUAAAUCUGCACCAAAGCGGCUCUCGGACAGGAGAGAUGGGGGGGGGGGUUGGGAGGGUAUAACCUGCUAUGUCUCAAUAUGUCCAGCAGGUUUUUUUAAUUUAAUUUUAUAUAUUAUUUCAAGGAACAAUCGCCAACCAGCGUUCCCAAUCGAGCCGCCCUUUCGAACCAGCAAUCCAGCACUGCAAACCCCGAGAGGUUUGCAGUGCACAAAAGGAGAAAAACAAAAACCACAAAAAAACCACACACAUACUACAAGUUGAGCCAUUAUUUUUGAGUUUGUUUUUUCUAUGUGAAUGUCUGCACUCUUGUGUUUGUAAGAUACACUGAGCAAGGGAGUGGACUGGCACAACGUGUGCGCUGCUCUUUGGCUCUCCCAGCUAAGCAGGACUCUUAUCUACUUUUACCUCAAAGCCCCUUCGGGCAAAAAUCUGUCACAAGGUCUUGGGUUUAUUGGGUGGUCGGGAGGGAACUCUAAAUGACAUGAGAUGAUGGGGAGUCGACCUUUUGCGAAUUAUACAUAUAUUUAUAUAUAUACAUAUAUAUAUAAAUAUAUUCUUUUUAUGCGCGUGUGUUUUAAUCUUUUUCUCCUCUCAUGGUCUUUAACAAGCGAGGUGACCUGGGUGUCCAUGCCCAUUACUGUUUUCCUCCCAUUUUAGCGAAGAAUACACAGGUCUGUACGUGUGCGUGCGCAUCUCUGUAUAUACGUGUGUGUGUGUGUGUGUGUGUUUCAUGACAGGCCACUGAAUUGUAAAGGGAAAUCAAGGAGAUAACUGCUGUAAAUGCCUCAGAUUUGUUUUUAUAUUCACACAUACAGUACAUAUAAGCAUAUAUUUACAUCUGUAGAGCAACUUUGAGACAUAUGACUUAAACAAGCCUCCUAGAGGCUGGUGUGGGGAUUUGUAGCAGCCCUGCGUCACUUGUUAAUUUGGAAUGCUUUGAGGUGCAUUUAAAAAAAAAAAAAAUCUUUUAAAUGGUCGUGGAGUCGCACAUUCAGGAGCCAGGUGCUCAGUUUGUGCCUCAAAAAAACUAUUGGAUCCCAGCAAAAUGCAACCGAAUCCCAUUCCAGGUAGCAAGUGAAGUCAGGUCUGGCUGUAGCAGUGGUGACGGAAGUCGGGCCUCGGCUGAAGGCAUUAAACACAGAGUAUGGUCAUUAUCAGCCCUGCUGUCUGUGAAAAGCAGUUAUUUUUCUUUGGACCUGAUUUAUCUGAAAGAUUAUAUGAUGACACUGCUGGGCGUUGCUUCUCAUUUCGUUCUUUUUUUUUUUAAUUUUUAGUUUUAGAUGUAGUAUCAAGGGCCGGAAACCAACGUAGUUUUUUGAGGUCUCCUUUGCUAAUAUUGGCCAAUUCAUUGCACUGACCCGGGACGCUAGGCAAGCAACAGAGGGCACUCUCAAUCUCUCUUAACUUUAUGCAUUUAUACAUACGAAUCAACAAAGCAGAUUUGUAAAAGUUUAAUAUAAGAUGUUUUGUGGUUACCUUAAAAAACAGACAAAAAAACCCAGUUGUUUAGAUUUAGUAGUUUGCCAUGGAUGUUGUUGUUGUUGUUGUUGAUCGUUGUUGUCAUUGUUAAUAUUGUGAUGAUGAAAUUUUAUGGUGAGCAGUAAAGCCAGUGAUAUAGUGACUAGUGCGACUUCAGGAAUAGACCUCAGCAGUUGAGCUGCAGGUUAGGAUGUAGAUCUUUGGCUUUGGAAAUAGUUUUGUAGCAUUCUGGUUAACGGUGAGAAGAAGUAGACCCCAGGAUGGACAAGCUCAUGCUUCCUCUGCAGGUUCUGAUGCCAGUGAAAUGCAGCGGCCUGCCACUGGGUAGGAUCGGAUAGAUGGAGACAAUCUGGGAUUGUAAUCCGUAAAAACGUAGAUCAAGGGAUUUGUUUUAAAGAAUGAUUUGCUAUGGGCAAUGAGUUGAAUUUCUAGACUUUUAAAAAAUGGUUUCUUACUCGAUGUAUUUGAAAUAUACCCACCUUAAAAUCUCUAUUUGACAGUGUUCGUUUCAUGUUUUUAUGCAUUUUUAAACACUGGAUGAAAUGAAUCGACAAUAAGCAUAAGCACUGCCCAUGGACGCCCCACCCCCCCACCCCCGCCCCCGUCCACGUGCUAUCGGCGGUGUACUGUGGCGACCGUUGUGGUUGGGCAGAGCGUUUGGAGAAACGGUCGACGUGCACGCCUCGUCAGGAGGGGACCGCUCAGUGGAAACCCUUUUGUAAUAAACCACCCGUAAAGCAGCAGGUUUACUAUGAAUGAGUUUGAGCGCCCGCCUGCUGCAGGCGUGGGCGUUGGCGGCGGACAGGACCAGGGAGGCAGGACGGGGAGUCGCGGGGGAAAUGGGAUAGUGUUGUCCAGGCGUUGCAUGCAAUAAGUUUUAUUCCCUUUUUUUGAAGUGAGGGGAGGCAGAUGAGUUUAAAAACGUGCACUAAUUUCGCUGAGCCACUAGGGCUAUGUUGGAACAUUCAUGUGGCAUCUAGACCGGCAAGGAUUUGACAUUUUUUAAUCCUGUAUUUGAUCAUUAAACUCGUCCGUCAGUGUGAAAACUGACCACUCCUUUUUGUUUGUAACAUGACUUAGCAAAGCAAUAUUUACCCAGUUGUCAUUUUGAAAUGUGGAAAAACAAAGCUAUAAUUCUACUCAUUGUUGGUCGUUGUUCUCUCACUAUUGUGUAUCUGUAUCUUUAAUUCUUUUAAUUGUUUUGUUUAUUUUGUAUUCUUUGCUUGUAUCAAUCAGUGGGAAUGUGCAUUUGGUGGAAUAGUUUAUUUAGGCUUUAGACCAUUUUCUUUAACGUAACAAAAUUAAGACUUUGCUCGCCUGCAUGCCAGAGUACGGUCCUUUUUUUUAGAAAAAAAUAAAAGAAUAAAAAUAACUUGGAAGGGGGAAAUCAUAUUUAUUAAAAGAGGUUAAAAAAAAUCUGAGGGUUGGGGGGGGGGGGGGUUGAAUGUUUAUCAAUUUAGUGGGACUGUUUUAGGCUAGCAAUAUCUGCCAAGUGUCUUAAAUGGCACUUUUUAAAGAUUCCUAAACAAAUGUCAUAGAUUUGGAAGGUACAUGCUCUUUUCUGAGGGGAGGGGUCCCGGCUCUUUGCCUCGUGUCCAUAUUCAAACGAGGUACUUUCUUCAAUCGUGGACCCUUUGAAGGCCGAACCCCUCUCCUC